Messenger RNA from Odontomachus brunneus, 3877 nucleotides. RefSeq names its product extracellular signal-regulated kinase 2 (gene Erk7). The record is from RefSeq and is a predicted model, not a curated record. The transcript is spliced from 11 exons. Gene Ontology annotation, molecular function: MAP kinase activity; ATP binding. Gene Ontology annotation, cellular component: nucleus; cytoplasm. The coding region runs from base 224 to 2446 and encodes 740 amino acids. Gene Ontology annotation, biological process: intracellular signal transduction; protein phosphorylation. NCBI's taxonomy places the organism in Eukaryota, Metazoa, Arthropoda, Insecta, Hymenoptera, Formicidae.
GUCAAAGGCCGCAUGAAAAAAAGCUGCUCGCGCCGCGGCUCGCUUGGCGGAGAUGAGCGAAGAUGUGAUUGCGUCGCGACAACUCGCACCUUCCGCGUCCACCUGAAAACUUCUCUCUCUGGUGUUGUCGGCACCGGACCCUCGGCGGAUCUCCCGAGCUCCGGCCGUCUCCGCCGUCUCCGUCGCCGUCGCCGCCGACGCCGCCGCCGCCGCCGUCGCGACGAUGUCGGAGAAGAAGGCUGCCGAGAAGGUCUCCGAGAUUGACGAGCACAUCAGCAAACAGUACGACAUCGUGCGACGCCUCGGCAAAGGGGCUUACGGUAUAGUAUGGAAGGCGAUCGAAAAGAAAAGACAAGACACGGUCGCGGUGAAAAAGAUCUUCGAUGCUUUCCGGAAUAAGACGGACGCACAACGUACGUUCCGUGAGAUAAUGUUCCUGUUGUCGUUCGCCAAUCACGAGAACAUCAUCAGGUUGAUUGGGCUGCACAAGGCGAACAACGACCGGGACAUUUAUCUGGUUUUCGAGUACAUGGAAACUGACCUGCACAACGUCAUCAAGCGCGGCAAUAUCCUCAAAGAUAUCCACAAGAUCUUUAUCAUGUACCAACUUUUUAAGGCGAUCAAGUACAUACACUCGGGCAACGUUAUCCACAGGGAUCUGAAGCCAUCCAACGUGCUUCUGAAUGCACAAUGCCAUUGCAAAAUUGCGGACUUCGGACUGGCACGUUCGGUAACGCAGAUCGGCGAGGGUGACGGUGAGGCUGGAAGCGAUCCAACUUUGACGGGCUAUGUCGCCACUCGGUGGUAUCGUGCGCCAGAAAUUCUCAUAGCUUCAAAGAGGUACACAAAGGGAAUAGAUAUGUGGUCCUUAGGCUGUAUUCUCGGCGAAAUGCUGCUCGGGAAACCACUCUUCCCCGGCUCAUCGACGAUAAACCAAGUAGAGAGAAUAAUGGUGACUCUACCUCCGCCGACAGAUGAAGAUCUAAUAUCGGUUAGCGCCGGUUACGGAACCAAUUUGUUGGAGAAGAUGCCCAACGGACCGAGACGAGCUCUGAAGGAUUUGUUGCCGGAAGUGUCGGAGAAAGCUUUGGACCUUAUCAGCAAUUUAAUAGUCUUCAACCCCACCCAACGGUUUACCGCCGUCGAGGCACUGGAGCACCCCUACGUCGCCGACUUUCACAGAAGGGGAAACGAACCGGAGAGGGGCUCCAGCGUUGUGCCAUUGCUGAGUGAUGAUGUGCAGCUCUCGGUCGACGAGUACAGAAAUAAGCUUUACGCGAUGAUGGACGAUAAGCAUCGCAAGCACAAAAACAUGUCAAGAUCCAGACUGCGACGAUUGUCCGAGAGCAUCAGAAAGGAAACCACUGGUGGUAAGGGUAAUCUGGUGAUUGGCCAAGGUGACGCAACCACCGCGUACUCCUCAUUGCCAAAUAAGAAGACAAUCAGACCGCCUCAAGGCGACGAUAUUGUGCGAGUUACGAAAGCACGAAUAAUUAAUGCCUCCGCGGAGACGCCGGUGGAGGAAACCUUAACGAAUUCCCGGCAGAACGUUAAAAACGUAGCGACACAAUACACCUACAAUUUAACGAACGGCAGUCUGGGAAGCUUACCUGCAACAACGGCGAAAAGUUGUUACUACCUUAAUCAUCACCAGCAGCAGCAGCAGCAGCAACAACAGCAACAACAACAACAGCAGCUUCAGUUGUCCAAGUCCCAACGAUCCAUACAAUCAGAUGAGAUAGCAAUGUACGGCGCCGGAGGCAGAUCGAAUCAAUUAGCGACAUCGGUACCUCGCGUGAAGUUUCGAAGGGCUUGCCAACAGCAGCAACAGCAACAUUAUCAUCAUCAUCAACAGCAAGUCCUCGUUCAACAGUCGCGACCUUUCGUUUCGACAUCCGUGAAUUGCCGCGGCGACGAGCGGCCCAGAACGAUGCCGGCGAAGCCAACUAGAAUCAGCAACAAUCCCAAGAGUCUCAAACAGAGAUCAGCAAUGGUCACGUCGACCUCAACAUUGCCUAGCAACGUUACACGACACUUCGUCAAAACCAUGAAUGGCGGCUACCUCAGCAAUCCGGAGUCGCCGUCCAUCAGCCACCAUCAGCAGGCCAUCCGCGACUAUCUGAACCAGACGAUGCCGUUGCCGGCGCAGCAACACUCACGAACACGAAAUAGAGUUGCCUCCCAAGUCGCUGGUAGUAGAGGCAACCUCGUCGACAGGUCGUGCAUCUUCGCAGACGUCGAUAUAACCAGUAAUCAUCGUGCUCAAGUACGCGGUCAAGGCGGCAGCAAGUUACAGCAGAGACACAGCGUCGACGCUGGCUGCGUCGUCCAGCGAAAAUCGCCCACGUGCGACAGAUCGAGAUUCCUGGAUAGUCGUAGUCAGAAGCACGGCGUAAUAGCCGCGUCGGUCUACAAGGAUCUUUGCAAUGGGACUAUUGGGUGGUGAGCGCGCGGUGGGGGCGUUUCUCGGGACAAAGAGCGACAAUUAGAGCGGAAUAAAUGCUGAACAGUGGUCGCUUUGUUUUUCAACGAGACGAGAGCGUGGAGAAUCUGAACACGUGUAUACGAUUUUGUUUUCUUUUUUCUGGUCAAUGAGGAUCUCUUCACGUGUACAAUGGAAUGUCCGGAGGAUUUCUUUCCCUUUUGCACACUGCGGGAUAAAUCGGCGGCUUGAGCUCUCUCGACACGCAAAAUCACUAGAAAAUGUCCAUACUUAUUCCGACGAGAAAUCCCUCGGUGUAAUUGGAACGUGUGUAUUCGGUGAAGGAUUUAUUAUUUAUUUAUUUUUAUAUAUUUAUCUGUACGAUUUCUACACUCCGCAACGUGAGAAGUAGUUUUUAUAGCGGAAGUUUUGAUGAGAGUAGAAUAGUAGACGUGCGGCUGUGUUCAACAUGAAAAUAGAAUCGAGGAAAUCAACAUCCGAUAAAAAGCACACGUUCAUCCGUGGAUGAUCUCUCUUCUCGGAGUUCGUUUGCUCAUCCCGGAAGCAAGCCGCCUCGCGCACGCCAACAGCAUAUAGUUCCUAAGUAAAUAAGCAAAUUUUGCAGAAUGCAAAUGCAUAAUUAACUCUACUGAUCGUGUCGCGCGCUCAACGCUUCCCACGGGGUAAUCGAUGAUUUUCGCGGCUCCGGCCUAAGAAGUUCGAUAGCAAAUACGAUCUCUCUCUCUCUCUCUCUCUCUCUCUCUCUCUCCCUCUCCCUCCCUCUCUCUCUCUCUCCCUAUCUCUGUCUUUGUUUCUAAGGCUACGACUACCUCAUUUUUUAUACGACAUAAAAUACCGGGACACAAAAUGUGAGCGAUAAGCGUUUCGGACAUAUAUACAAAUACUCUCCUUCUCUCUCUGUCUCCUGGCCUAUCUAUCUACCUGUCUAUCUAUUUAUCUCGCUCUCGCACUCUUGAUAACAAAAAUACGACAAUAAGAUGGAUAACCGAGUCUCUCUUGUCCCGCAAACGGGAGACAUCAAUUUCCGAUAAGCAAACGGAAAAUAUAAGACGCAAGACGGAAAUCGCGCGGGACUUCUCCGCAGAGAUCAGCCCGUGGAAAUCCGAGAAAUACGUAGAAGCUUAGGACGUAAAGGUAAACUUAGGAGUGCAUAGAUGAUAUACUUAGAGUCGAUACACGGCGGGGCCACAGCGGAGCGCGUGACACACAUUUUUCUACGACAUUUUAUUUAUAUGUCCGACGCGGGACGCGUUGGCGAACGUGACAUGCACGUAUAUUAUACACACCGGCCAUCGUGUCAGACCGUCGCCUCAAUGUACAAAUUUAAUUGUAUCAUAUAUUUUCGUCGCGAUACACUAUUUGUGCAAUGACGCUUAAACAGCGUUCGACUCUGGUGUACUAUAGGUGGCGUGUGCGAAUAAAGUUUUUAACAAU